Molecule: messenger RNA, 1614 nt
Organism: Sebastes umbrosus (honeycomb rockfish)
Lineage: Eukaryota; Metazoa; Chordata; Actinopteri; Perciformes; Sebastidae
Product: olfactomedin-4-like
Exons: 7
Coding region: 124-1515 (463 amino acids)
Biological process (GO): signal transduction
Source: RefSeq, a predicted model, not a curated record
CAGGCACGUUCAAUCCCUCACAUGCAGAGGUUAGUGGGAGUGUUCACAAGUUAGAAGCUGCUGCUCCAGUCAGACACUGUCAUAUUCAAACUGUAUCCACUCAGCUCUGCUCUCUGAUCCACCAUGAAACUGUACGUGAUUGUUCCACUGUGUGCUCUGUUCACCCUCACCCAACAGGUACCUGCACAUAAAGAUGAACAUCAGUGUGCAUGUGAGUUGACUACUUCAGAGAAGGCAUUCCCUCACGACAAACUCGGCAAAGUGGAGGACACUGCAUCAAAAUGCAACGACAACGUCACCCCACAGAAGAUUCUACAGCUAGAGAGUCUGCUGCUGGGUUUGGAGCAACGUCUGCCACGGCUGCAGGAAGAUGUGUCGAUGCUGGAGAGGGAGGAUGAUGGAGAGCUCUAUUCGGUCAUCAGCCUGCAGGUGAUAGAGAAUGAACUGAUGCAGAUCAACCAGUUCAUCGACAGGCUCAAAAGCACCACCCUGGGACACCAGCGUCUAUCUGCUAACACUACCCAACAGUUGGAGGACCUGAGAGCAGAGAUGCAGGAGCUGGAGACAUACGACACCAUGCAGGUGGUGAAGACACAACAAGCCAACCAGCGUCUGAAGAGAGAUCUGGACCAGUGCAAGACUGGACUUGACCCCUCCGCCGAACCCACUCAGCCUCCACGUGGUAACUGCCCCCACGGUCGAUUUGUGAACAUUACCGGGCCGAGGGUGUACACAGCAGGAGAGUACCCUGGCUCCCACAAAUAUGGAGCCUGGGGUCGGGAUCCCAAACCAGAGGCGGGGAAGGAGAGCUGGUAUUGGAUGGUAAUCCUGACCUCUGGCAAUAAAUUCGCCCACUAUGUCCGUCUCUACUCCAGCCUGAGCUCUCUGAUUGUUGGGGUGAGCACACCAGGUAAUGUCAUGAUCAGCCCCUCUAACCCAACCACCAACACCAUCCAGGGUCCAAAUGUUGUGAUGUAUGGAGAGGCCUUGUACUACAACUGUUACAACCUAGACACUGUUUGUCGAUUCAACCUCACCGCCAAAACCGUUACCAACUCACAACUACCAAAAGGCACCAGGUUUAACUCAAAGGGGAACUUCUGCCGCCUUGAUGAAUGCUACCCGUUCACCGACCUGGACCUAGCGACAGAUGAGUCAGGCGUCUGGGUGAUCUAUACCACCAACCAGGACUUUGGCAACCUGGUGUUGUCCAAGGUGGAGGAGGGCGAACCGCUGACGCUUGGCCAAACCUGGUACACCUCCGUCUACAAGCAGGCGGUGACUAACACCUUCAUGGCCUGCGGCGUGCUCUAUGCGACGCGGUACGUCGACAAAGAUUUGGAGGAGAUCUUCUACUCGUUUGACACCGCGACAGGGGUGGAGAGGUUCAACAUUGGCGUCUUCAUCAACAAGAUGUCUCCCAACAUUAUUGCCCUGAACUACAGCCCUGUGGACCAGAUGCUACAUGCCUACUGUGACUCCAACAUGGUCUCCUACAAGGUUUUGUUUAGCUAAAUGGACAAUGCUGACAAUGUUUCCAUAAAAGCCUGUAUCUAAAUAAUGGCUGCAGUAAUAGUGACCAGCAUGAACAAAUAAAGGUGACUCGUUAAUGAA